Hyaena hyaena (striped hyena) is the source of this 1452-nucleotide messenger RNA. Its product is annotated as gametogenetin-binding protein 1-like. Bases 76 to 1233 code for a protein of 385 amino acids. Lineage: Eukaryota; Metazoa; Chordata; Mammalia; Carnivora; Hyaenidae. The transcript has 7 exons. The record is from RefSeq and is a predicted model, not a curated record.
AAACCCCUCCUGUUCUUAAGCCGUUAGUAGGGUGGCUGUGACGGCCCCUCCCUCCGAGUCAGGCUCUUUCUCAAGAUGGAGCCCCCAGCUCCAACCCCUCAAUCCCGAAUUUUGGGCCGCUCCUCCAUGUUCCGCUUUUUCCGUAGCCUGGUGGGGAGCAAGGGCAGCCCAAAGAGCUCUGAUAAGGCCCUGAUAGGGAGUCGGGCAUGCUCCUCUCGAGAGCAAGAUGCCACCCCACUGAUGAUGAGCCGCCAGGGAGGGGUGGGGAGGAAGGAGCCAAGGCCAUCCACAACACCGUCCUACACGCUCUCUGUGGCCUUGCCACGGCAGGAUCCUUUGGGGCUAGGGAUGGGGGACACGGGGGCCCAGACCUCCACCCCUGUAGAAGUCCUGAGAGUGGGGGCCCAGGGUGUAGAGGUGAAGCCCGUCCUGCCCAGGGGAAGCCAGGAGGUGCUGGGCAGCCUGCCUGAGAAAGAGGAAAGGGAAGAAGAGGAGGAGUCAGCAGGGGAGGCCUCUGGGGAUACAGGGACCUCAGACAGGGGCCACUUUGCCCAAGCUUUGGAGGCGGAGCAAGAAUGCCUGCAGAGGGCCAUGGGGCCACUGGAAGUCAGCCCUGAGACCUUCGCCGGGGAGGAGGAGGAGUGUCUGCUUGACGGAGACCUCAGGCUGGCCUCUUCGAAGGUGGGGGCAACUCCUUGGAACCGCCUUCUCACCUUGUACAAGCAGCUUCAGAAAUCAACCACGCCCAAGUUUCCUCUCAAGGAAGGCUUGCCUGAUGAGGAGAAAGGCAAGGAAGAGGAAAUGGAGGAGGACAGCUCACUCAAGGUCUGUGUCCCAGGCAUUGUCACCCUGCAGUCACCGCUGCAUAAGACUUUUAGGUCAACAGAUACAGUGGGUUUUGUGGAGUCGGAGUUAAAGAAGCUUUUGGUAGUACAACGGGAGUCCCGCCUCUGGAAGAUGGGCAGCCAUGAGGGCCGGGAGCUGCUGACCCAGCCAGAGAUCACCCUGGAGGAGGCGGGCAUUGUGGACGGCCAGGGACACCAGGCUGAGGGGGAAGGAAGCCGCCCCCCAGCCUUUGGGGAAUGCUGGGGGCCUAGGGGAGGGGCACUGAGGCAGCUGGAGCACUACCCUAGGCUGGAGGGAAGGGUGCAGAGCCCCCUCGGUGUGGUGUCCAGGACAGAGCACCUGCUCCUGGAGGAGAUGGACGAGAUGGGAAACUGGCCUCCAGAGUGAAGCUGGUGCUGGCCCUGAGUCUGCCCUGCUCUCAGAUCCCUUCAACCCGAGUAGGGAUUUAGCCUCCCUCUUCUGAGGGCACAUCCAAGGAGUCCCUGGGGCCAAGGGGUCUUGGGCUAAAUGGAAUCCAUGUGUCUGCAGGGUGGGUCUGCCCAGCAGAGUGCUCCUACCCAUCAGACUCAGGCCUGUGAUAUUAAUAAAACCCACUUUGACUUUGGC